GGCAAGCCUACCGCAUAACAGUGCUGCAUUCUAUAUAGUCUCCAAACAUCGUGAGGUUUAUUCGGACGUCAACGUAAGGAUCAGAUGCCUCAGUGGCCAGAUGCUGUCUGAAACGUUUGGAUGUCCAGGUUGUGUUGCAGGUCUUUGUAUAGACUGAAAUGGAGAAGAAAGACUCGAAUAAGCGGCCCGAGGGUGAUCCACGGCCAGCUUACCUCUCCACUUGCAAAUGUAUGACUUUAGCUGCAAUACUGAUUCUUCUCAUCAUUGGGGUUUCUGUGGGAUUUAUGACAGCUUAUUUAAUACAAGAGGAACAUUAUUUCAUGGAAACAGUGGAAUUGGAAGGUCUCAGUUAUGAUCCGGAUCUGCAAGAUAAAACAUCAGGAUUCUUUGUAGUUCUGACCGCGACUCUGAAAGAAAAGAUCAGGAAUAUCUUUAGCGCCUCUGCAGUGGCAAGUCACUUUAUUGACUGCCAGAUAGUUGCAUAUGGGAAUGCCAACGCAAAUGUUUUGACCACUCUACGUUUGGUCUUCCGGAUCUCUCAAGUCCAGGGGUAUACGGAGAGUUUUGUUCAAGACCUCCUCCGUGCUGGAUUGAAGGUCAUGUUGAAUGGGAAACCCAUUGUUAUCCCAGAUUAUGGAGAGAUCACUGGCAUCGUCCUUCUUGGAGCAAGUGGAAAAUCAUUCUAUGAGAUUGCGAAUGACAUCAGUAAAUGUCCUGAGAACACAUUCACUUGUGACAAUCGCGAGUGCGUCACAAAAACAAAUCCAGAAUGUGACUCUAUAACCGACUGUGUUGAUGGUUCAGAUGAAGCCUUUUGCUCCUGUGGAACACGUCCAGCCAUGGCUAACCGUGUUGUGGGUGGUGAAAACGCCCGUCACGGGGAGCUACCAUGGCAGGUCAGUCUGAGACUACGUGGCCGUCAUACCUGUGGCGCAUCCAUCAUCAACAAUCGUUGGCUCGUCAGCGCCGCCCACUGUUUUGAAAUAGAAAACAACCCAAAAGAUUGGACGGCUCUUGUGGGAGCCAAUCUAGUCAGUGGGGAGGAGGGUGAAGCCACCAUAAUAAACAUCAAGUCCCUGGUUGUCUCUCCGAUAUACGAUCCCAUGACCACUGACAGUGAUGUGACCGUGUUGGAGUUGGAAACACCUUUGACGUUCAGCUCUUAUGUUCAGCCAGUCUGUAUGCCAUCAUCCUCUCAUAUUUUCAGUCCUGGGCAAAACUGCAUUGUCUCUGGCUGGGGAGCUCUUAAUCAGUACACCAGUGAGGUGCCCUCUACAUUACAGAAGGCAAUCGUGAAGAUCAUUGACUCGAAAGUUUGCAACAAGUCAUCUGUAUACAGAGGUGCACUUACCCAAAAUAUGAUGUGUGCUGGAUUUCUUCAAGGGAAGGUGGACUCUUGUCAAGGAGAUUCUGGAGGCCCUCUGGUAUGUGAAGUGUCCCCUGGACGCUUUUUCCUGGCUGGCGUGGUGAGCUGGGGAGUGGGAUGCGCACAGAUCAACAAGCCUGGAGUCUAUUCCCGUGUCACCAAGCUCCGCAACUGGAUUCUGAGCUACACCAAUACUGCACCAGAAAUCCACGUUGCCCCCACCGUCCCUAGUGUCACAACCACUACGGUUCACAUUGCUAAAGUUAUGAGCCCAUCCUCUGAGCAAGUCAGUAAUGAUUAUAACCCUGCUACUGGGAACUGCAGUGGUAAUUAUAACUGUGGCGGAGACAUGUGCAUCAGCAAGACAAACCCAGAGUGUGACAGAGUCGCUGACUGCUCCAAUGAGGCUGACGAGAAAAACUGUGACUGUGGGAAUCGUCCAGCAAUGGGCCAGGAGAGGAUUAUUGGUGGUGUCACUGCCUAUAGAGGUGAAUGGCCAUGGGUGGGCAGUCUGCAGUACCAACGCACUCACCGCUGUGGAGCUACGCUUAUCCACUGCAAAUGGCUCUUGACUGCAGCUCACUGCUUCAGAGGUGACCUGAACCCUGCCAGCUGGACGGUAAGUCUUGGCUCGGUCAUUUGGUCUGGAGUGGGUGCUCUGGUGAUUCCAGUGCAAAGGAUCAUCCCUCAUCCAGCUUUCAAUGGCAGCACCAUGGACUUCGAUGUGGCCCUGGUGGAACUCUCCAUCCCUGCCCCCAAGUCCUACACCAUCCAGACUGUGUGUUUGCCUUCUCCCUGGCAUAGCUUCAUCAAAAAUAUGGAAUGCUACAUCAUUGGAUGGGGUGCUGUGAGGGAGGAUGGUAAGUUUGGGGUUGGUCAAGGCAUGAUAACCAGUUUGCUGCAAAAAGCACAGGUUAAUGUCAUUGAUCAGUUGGACUGCCAGCAAGCUUACGGUGCUGAACUUACCAACAACAUGAUGUGUGCUGGCUCUAUGGAAGGAGACAAGGACACAUGUCUGGGAGACUCAGGGGGCCCUCUGGUGUGCCGCGAACCCCAGGGCCGGUGGUUUCUGGCUGGGGUGACCAGCUGGGGUCACGGCUGUGGUCGACUUGGCUUCCCGGGAGUUUACAUGCAGGUCACGGCUGUCAGAGAAUGGAUAUCUAUAUACCUCCCUUUUUAAGAAUAUCCACCACCUUCUUUCUCACAAGUGAAAUGCAGUCGUAUCUCUCAACUGAAAAGAAUGCAUGAAACUCAAAUGGACUUUACCAACAGGUUCAUACUGUACUGUCAAAAUAUUUAUUUUUCGUAUUACCAAUGCAUUCUGGUGUUCAAAGCAGUAGCCCUUGAUGUGCUAUAGCCAUUGAGGCUAUUAAACCACGAGGCCCCCAUUGAAUCUGCAGACUUUUUUGACGUAAUGAUUUUGAAGGAAUAAUCGGUGGAAAUGCUCCUAAUUAGUUAGGAUGCAGAUUCCAUGUGGUAACCAACAUAGCUUCAAAAUAAUGAUCAUUUUGAAGUGGUUUUCAGGUGUAAGAUAAUAAAAAGUGUCAACAUUUGCUUGCCUGAAUGCUUGAUAAAUUCUGAUUUCAAGAGACAAAUAUCACCCACAGGAUUUAUAUUCCUGUAACACAAAAUGGACUUUACUACAAAAUGGAGGCAAUCUGUUUUUACUUGGUUGAUGAAGAAAGAAGGAUUAAGGAACAUUAAGUAAAGAAACAUAUUGUAUAUUACGAUGGAAACCUCAAUACCAAUGUUUAUGCCAUUAAGGCCCUGUCCCAGAUGGAACACUUCAAUUUGCACUUGCGGUCUUACGGACUUACAAUGGCCGUGUGCGCAUGUCCCUUAAGUCAACAAGACUGUAGGGUAUCCAAUUUGUCAUUUUUACAUUCAAACGAGUGUUUGCGUGCACCUCCGCUAUGCACCCUCGAUCCGCACUUCUGCGAGCUUCGCAGCAGCCUUCUACCCGACAGUUAAAGCAGCAUUACGUCACGAAAGUGCGGACUCAGAGGAAGACCGCAAGGGUUUUGGGCCUAAACAAGAUUCUUUUCAAACUGUUUCCCCACCGUGACGAUACUUGACCAAGCUGUAGAAGAAGAG
Molecule: messenger RNA, 3460 nt
Organism: Onychostoma macrolepis
Lineage: Eukaryota; Metazoa; Chordata; Actinopteri; Cypriniformes; Cyprinidae
Gene: tmprss9
Product: transmembrane serine protease 9
Exons: 15
Coding region: 159-2546 (795 amino acids)
Biological process (GO): proteolysis
Molecular function (GO): serine-type endopeptidase activity; protein binding
Source: RefSeq, a predicted model, not a curated record